This is a messenger RNA of Drosophila erecta, 682 nucleotides long. RefSeq lists its product as uncharacterized. Lineage: Eukaryota; Metazoa; Arthropoda; Insecta; Diptera; Drosophilidae. The record is from RefSeq and is a predicted model, not a curated record. The transcript has a single exon. The coding region runs from base 57 to 515 and encodes 152 amino acids.
AGUAAUCGCAGUCCUCCAACUUUUGAAACUGGCUGGAUAGUGUGCGUCCGGAUACCAUGGGCAGCGGAUCUGAGCUCCCACUACGGAUCUGCAUGGUCUGGCUGGUCGCGGGACUGGCGACCGGCGAGGUACUUCGUUGCUUCGAGUGCCUCGACGAGGAGACGUCGUGUGGCUCUGGUUAUAAUUCCCCGGGAAGAGUGCGACAAUGUCCGAACUCAACCAUGUGCUCAACCACUCUGAUGACGACAAUGGUGAAUGGAAACGUGUGGAUCAGGGGGAGGAGAGGCUGUGCCAAUCAGGUUGAUGUGUACUUGGACUAUGUUGGAAAGCAUUGGGAGCCGAAGUAUAAACUGAUAGACUUGCAGGAGGGCUGCAAGAAGGAGAACGGAAUAAUAAGUUGCAACUGCUAUGGACAACUGUGCAAUUCAGGAAAUCAUUCGCCAGCAAGUUUCCGGUUGCCGUUAGUGCUGAUCUUUUUGGCCCUGGCCUAUGGCAAAAUCCUUCUUCCCGUCUAGUCGGCGACACUUUUUGGGGUGUGUUCUCGGGCAUACGAAUACAAACUACCAGUUGCCGGAACUCUCUAGGCCACAAAUAUAAUUUUAAGCAGAUUAAUGAUUUAUGUGCGACAGUUUUCAAAGGUGAAACCUUGUCAAUAAAGUCACUGAUACCAAAUAAACCCAAU